Molecule: messenger RNA, 1429 nt
Organism: Gigantopelta aegis
Lineage: Eukaryota; Metazoa; Mollusca; Gastropoda; Neomphalida; Peltospiridae
Product: thyroid hormone receptor beta-A-like
Exons: 6
Coding region: 308-1429 (373 amino acids)
Biological process (GO): cell differentiation; negative regulation of transcription by RNA polymerase II; positive regulation of transcription by RNA polymerase II
Molecular function (GO): RNA polymerase II cis-regulatory region sequence-specific DNA binding; zinc ion binding; nuclear receptor activity
Source: RefSeq, a predicted model, not a curated record
GUGGAACAUAGUCACAAGUAGCAUGAAUGUGUGUUGGGGAGGGGAGGGGAUGGGAGGGGGCUAGACAAAGGAAAUAUAAAAUAAAUUUCAAACAGGUUUUAAAUAUCUUGUUUUUCGGCUCGGAACCUAGAUUUCUUGCGAGGUGGGGGGGUGGGGGUUACAUCAGUCUUGAAUGAACAUUAGAAUAGUUUAAAAAAAAAAAAAAAAAAAAUAGAACAAGAAGAAAAGAAGAAGAAAAAAAACCCAGACCUCUCGACAUCCCCCUGGAUCCGCGCCUUAUUUCAGAAAAGAUACGCUAAUAAAUCUUAUGUUUGUCCCUACAGGUGUGCCAUACAUUCCAAGUUACAUGGACCUAACCAAUGGUCCCGAGCCCUGCGUUGUAUGCGGUGAUGCAGCCACGGGCUACCACUACCGGUGCAUGACGUGCGAAGGCUGCAAGGGCUUCUUUCGGCGGACAAUACAGAAGAACCUUCAGUACCACUGCAAGUGGAGUAAGAACUGUAUCAUAGACAAGAGCACGCGCAACCAAUGCCAAGAAUGCAGAUUUCAGAAAUGUAUUAGAAUAGGAAUGGCCACCGAUCUGGUGUUAAACGAAAGACAAAGAACCGCAAAGAGAAAACUUAUAGAAGACAAUCGCGAGAGGCGGAAAACGGAAGAGGUUCGGACUAAAAUACGGAUUGAGGACUGCGAACCCGAUCAGCUCUCAGAACAAGACCGGUGUUUGAUAGGAGAAAUAUGUAUGGCUUAUGAAGCCACCCGGUUAAAAGUCAACAACGACAGAAUACAGAUGCCAAAUUGUGAUUCCGGUGAUGAUAACAGGACGGCAGAAUUGGAGGCGUGGCAGCAGUUAUCUGAGGUCAUGACUCCCUCUAUCGUCAAAGUUGUCGAAUUUGCCAAAGGUGUACCCGGUUUUAUACAGCUAAAUGUCGAUGACCAAAUAUUGUUGUUAAAGUCUUGUUGUAUGGAGAUUAUGUGCCUUCGUGCGGCCUGUCGCUACGACCCCACCAAUCAAACCUUAUUCCUUCCAAGUGGACUGACCAUUCACAAAGGUGCGCUUUACCAGGGUUCACUGGGAGUACUGGUGGAGCCUAUUUUCGAAUUCGCUACAGGAUUAUCUAAGCUGGAGUUAGACGAGACGGAAAUAGCUCUGCUCGCUGCUGUUCUUCUGAUGCAAUCAGAUCGCUCUGGUCUCAUGGAAGCAGAAAAAGUUGAGAAGCUUCAAGACGCCAUCUUGGGGGCGUACAAGAGAUACAUUGCCGAGAACCGACCCCAUCAGCCCGUGCAUUGGGCCAAGGUGCUCAUGAAGGUCACUGACCUCCGCACGAUCAGCACGCGCCACGCGGAGCGUGUGCUGUGUGUGAGGCUGGACUCUACCGGUGAAAUUCCUCCUCUGUUUCUCGAGAUGUUUGGUGAAACUGGAAAGUCAUAA